GUCGGCGGUCGUUACUGAUCGUCCAAUCACAGCCGACGUUGUUGGGAGGUCGUGUAUUGACAAGGGGAAGGUGACAUCUCGACGAUCAUUCCCGUAGCUGCUUAAGAUAAUAACUUUCAAAAGAGGAGUUUGGUGUCGCCGAGUGAGCUACAAUGUCUUUGGGAAGGGCGCUGGGUGUCCUUCGAGUUGGGACGCUGCUUUCAAGACGCGGCCCUCAGAGGAUAAUGACCAGAAAGGGUAGCGGUGGGCCACAUAUUGAGCCACAGUACAGGCAAUAUCCUCAGCUGACCAAGAAGCAACAGUUUGACGCAGAGCUCCUGAGCGGGGCCAUGUGGUUUUGGAUCCUGUGGCACUGCUGGCAUGAUCCCGACGCAGUCACGGGCCACUUCCCAUGGCCUGAUCCUGCUGCAUGGACAGAUGAGGAGCUUGGGAUUCCACCAGAUGAUGAGGAAUGAGAUAAUCCCCUUGUGUGUCUCAGGCCACUGGACAAGACUUCCUGGAAGUCAUGAAGAUGGACUGAAAGGCAUCGCUGUACAUAGACUAAUAAAAUUAUCUACAAUUAUA
Myripristis murdjan (pinecone soldierfish) is the source of this 564-nucleotide messenger RNA. It is a transcript of the gene ndufb2, whose product is annotated as NADH:ubiquinone oxidoreductase subunit B2. Gene Ontology annotation, cellular component: respiratory chain complex I; mitochondrial inner membrane. The record is from RefSeq and is a predicted model, not a curated record. Gene Ontology annotation, biological process: mitochondrial respiratory chain complex I assembly. NCBI's taxonomy places the organism in Eukaryota, Metazoa, Chordata, Actinopteri, Holocentriformes, Holocentridae. The coding region runs from base 153 to 455 and encodes 100 amino acids. The transcript is spliced from 4 exons.